CGCCUCGUACAAAGACCCCUUGCUAAUGCGACCAAAUCACUUUCUCUCCGUUCACUCCACACAUCAAAAGUCCUCCUUGAGAAACCAAAGUUUCAGGAUCCCUACCCUGAUCUCGGCAUCAGACAUGCUCCUCAGAUGGAUCUCGACACACCUUACGCAAAUCUUCCUCCGAUCCCUCGUCCAAACGAACCAAUCGAAACCAAGCGUGCCAGAUUAGCCUACCAGGCACGUAAGCGUGGCAUUCUCGAGACAGAUCUUUUGUUGUCCACAUUUGCCAAGAUCCACCUUCCGCUCUUUACAAUGGACCAGCUUGUCGAAUUCGAUCGUCUGAUGGAUGAACCUGACUGGGAUAUCUUUUACUGGGCCACAGACAAAAAGACUUUACCUGCCAGAUGGCAGGGAAGCAAAGUGUUGGAUAGUCUGAGAGCCCAUGCAAAGAACGAAGCCAAGGUUGUGUUGCGAAUGCCUGAUUUGGUGGUCAAGGCUCAAGAUUAAGCAAUAAGCAAUAAUGCUUAUUGUAAUAUUAUACUUACAUAUAUAUAUAUAUAUAUAUAUAUAUAUAUAUAUAUGUAAAGAUGUUUAAAUGCUAUAUAGCAUGUCCUUUAUUCUGACAAUAAAAGUAAGAAACCAGGAGUAUAUUUAAUAACAAGCAUAAUAAAGCAGAAUAUUAUUAAU
This is a messenger RNA of Phycomyces blakesleeanus NRRL 1555(-), 675 nucleotides long. RefSeq lists its product as hypothetical. Gene Ontology annotation, biological process: tricarboxylic acid cycle; protein-FAD linkage; mitochondrial respiratory chain complex II assembly. The transcript has a single exon. The record is from RefSeq and is a predicted model, not a curated record. NCBI's taxonomy places the organism in Eukaryota, Fungi, Mucoromycota, Mucoromycetes, Mucorales, Phycomycetaceae. The coding region runs from base 136 to 495 and encodes 119 amino acids. Gene Ontology annotation, cellular component: mitochondrion.